AAGCUGAAAACUAAAAACAUAACCUCUUAACUGUAGAUUGCGAUCUACCAUUAACCCAUCAAAUCUUACGGUCGAGAUUUUUUCUCCAUUUUUCAUGCAAAAUGUAAUUUUAAAUUUGAUUUUCUCUUGCCAGCAACGACAACUCUCCAUUCUCCAGCUUAAGCAUACUCAACUUAAAAUUUUUGAACCCAGCGUUGUUGUUAUAUGUGUAGCUUAGUGCACUGAAGGUGUUCGAUGGAAUGCCUGAACCAGUUGUGCUAUUAGAAGGAGCUUAAUUUGGCAGACAAUGAAGGAGUUUGAAGGUGCUUGAUGAGUUCUAAUGAAAUGUCUUCUACAAGUUUCUCACCUUCAAAGGAGAAGAAGUGCAAAUGUGGUGUUCCCUUUGCAAAGCUUACCAGUUGGACAAGGGAGAACCCUGGUCGUAAGUUCAGAACAUGCAAGUUCUACGAUCCUGUAACUGAGAGCAGAGGUUGUAAAGCAUUUGAAUGGGUGGAUGAACAAGAUGGGACAGCCUGGCAAACAGAGGUGAUCAACAAUUUGUUGCUAGAUAAGAAACUGUUGAAGGGGGAAAUUAGUGAUUACAAGAGGGAAGUUGAUGAUCUUGGUGGACAGUUGAGGUGCUUGCUGAAUGAAGUGGACAGGCUGAAAAUGAAAUGCAAGGCUUUAAACUCUGACAGGAACAAGAUGAACAGAGAGAUGCAUGGAAGGAAUGCUAGAUCAGAUCACUCUGUUCUUAGUCUUGCUGUUGGGAUUAGUUUGGUCAUAUUAGUGAUCCUUCUUAUUAGGGGGUUUGUAAUGCAUUAAGUAUAACUUGUAAUGCUAGUAAUUGCAUGAAACAGUAAUAUGGUAAUGUAAUGAUUUAUAAGUGGCAGUGAACCACUAUUGCAAGCAAACUAAUGUACACAAUUAUGAAA
This is a messenger RNA of Chenopodium quinoa (quinoa), 914 nucleotides long. RefSeq lists its product as uncharacterized. The transcript has 3 exons. Bases 310 to 804 code for a protein of 164 amino acids. Gene Ontology annotation, molecular function: zinc ion binding. The record is from RefSeq and is a predicted model, not a curated record. NCBI's taxonomy places the organism in Eukaryota, Viridiplantae, Streptophyta, Magnoliopsida, Caryophyllales, Amaranthaceae.